Messenger RNA from Tympanuchus pallidicinctus (lesser prairie-chicken), 1103 nucleotides. RefSeq names its product C-factor-like. The transcript has 5 exons. Bases 93 to 1088 code for a protein of 331 amino acids. The record is from RefSeq and is a predicted model, not a curated record. NCBI's taxonomy places the organism in Eukaryota, Metazoa, Chordata, Aves, Galliformes, Phasianidae.
GCGCAAGCCCCGUGUGGGUGGGGUGGAAGUUCAGAAUGCUAUAAGAAGCAUUAGGGUGAUGAACAAAUGUGAGCUGGAGCAGGAGAAGCAACAUGGGAGAGCUGCGUGUCCGCUCCGCUCUGGUGACUGGGGCCAACCGGGGAAUCGGCCUCGGGCUCGUCCAGCACCUGCUGGCAUUGCCAAACCCACCUGAGUGGGUCUUUGCAACUUGUCGCGAUCCCAGGGGACAGCGAGCGCAGGAGCUGCAGAAAUUGGCCUCCAAGCACCCCAACCUGGUCAUCGUCCCGCUCGAAGUCACCGAUCCCGCCAGCAUCAAGGCGGCCGCAGCCAGCGUCGGGGAGCGCCUCAAGGGCUCGGGGCUGAACCUCCUCAUCAACAACGCUGGGAUCUUAAAGGGAAACACGCUUGACAAUGAAACACUGAAGGACAUGGCCGAGGUGUACAUGACCAACACCAUCGCACCUCUGCUGCUCUGCCAGGCAUUCCUGCCACUGCUGAAGAAGGCAGCCCAGGGGAGCCCAGGCUCAGGGAUGAGCUGCAGCAAAGCAGCCAUUGCCAACAUUUCCAGCAGAUCGGGUUCAAUCAAAGAAGUCUACUUAUGGGAAGGCGUGCAAGCUGUCUGUUACCGCUGCAGCAAGGCUGCUCUCAACAUGCUCACCAGGUGCCAGUCCAUGGGGUACCGCGAACACGGCAUCCUCUGUGUCACUUUCAAUCCUGGCUGGGUGCAGACAGACAUGGGAAAAGAAGGAGGAGACAAGGUAGGAGCUUCCCCACGUUGGGUCCAUGCACAGCCUGUGCUGGUCUCCCACGGAGGCUGCUGUCUCCCGGAGCCCUGCACCAAGACCCCCUCAGGGUGCUGCUCCGUCAGCACCAUGGCAGCUCUCCCUGCCCUGGGAGCCCUGCGCAGCGCCAGCCCCGGCUCCUGGCAGCCCCGCCGCCCGCCUUCCCAGCUCUCACCCUCCUCCCAGGGCUCUGCUUCCCCCUGGUCCCGGCCGCUGCCUUCCCGCAGCCGGGCUCCAGGCCACAGCCUGGGCAGCCCUUGGGCACACACGCCUGCGUUUCUCCCUCUGCCCUGCAGCCCCCCGUGACGGUGGACGUGAGCG